Molecule: messenger RNA, 5979 nt
Organism: Heterobilharzia americana
Lineage: Eukaryota; Metazoa; Platyhelminthes; Trematoda; Strigeidida; Schistosomatidae
Source: the annotation of a GenBank genome assembly
AUGCACUUCGCAGAGUUGCUUUUGUCUGAAGUAGCUGUGAAUGGCUUGGAGGGAGUCACAGUGAAUCAGCUGUGGCACAAUUUAAAAGAUGAUAGACUUAGUUUUCCGUGGAGAAUCGAUGAUGACAGCAAACAAUUUAUUUGGUCCACUCUCAUGAAAAUGAGAAAUAUCAGGUAUUAUGUUAUGCCACGUCCCGUUGCGCUGCGUGAAACAUUCAGUCGUAUUGACUGCCUAGUGGAAAUGAAGGAUGGUACAUACUACAAACUACCUGAUUCACUGCCUCAAGUUAAGUUUUUCCCUGUAACUAAAGAUGGUGUAUUUGGAUCGUCAGAGUAUUAUGAGGAGAGAAAAGAUAUCACGGAAGUAAUUCACAAUGACGCUUCUUGUGACAUGCUACAAAAUGUUAAUGACAGAUGGGGUGACACUCUAGUAUUAGUGGCAUCACAGAAAGAAAGAAACAGAUUCCUCUUUGGAAACCCGAACAUACCUCGUAGCUUCUCCACAGGCCUGUAUGUUAUGGUAGAAGCUAUUGCUAAGCACAAGUACAAUGGGUUAUCUACUACGCAUUAUGAUGGAUUACUUUCUUCUGGUAUGGCAACUGGUACUAUAUGGUAUAUGCGUCAAAAACUGGAGAAAAUGGGUGUAAUAAAAUCUCAGCCCUACUUAAUGAAGGUAGGCAAAAAGCCUGUAAUGCCAGGUUUACUUCUGCAUCAUAGGAAAUAUUACAUACAUUUUCCGUUUCCGCCUGCAAUCUUUAUGGAUAGGAUAACGCAAUUUUUACUAACUAAACCAAAAAACAAGUGUUUCGGAUUCGAGAUUCGCAAGUUUAUCGGUAUUACUUCGAAAGGAAUCAAGCGAACUCUUAAAUUUGGUGCGAGACAUGGUUGGCUGGACGUCAUUAAUAUAAGUUUUAGAGGCGCUUGUGCCGUGAUCCUUGAUAAGAAUGAAGAUGAUAUAGACGAUGAGGACAUGCUCAAUUUGCUUCAGAAGACUAAUUGUGCAAUAGACCCGCAUCAUCGAUAUCCAUGCAUGGUCAAUUUGGUAUCGCUUAUCAAGCCAUUUAGCAUGGACUCCUGGAUAUCUGAAUGUGGUCAAGGUGAAAAUGCUUUUGGGUUCAAGAAAUGUAGGAAAGAAGAAUAUGAUAUCGACUCUGAUGACGCUUUCGACGAGGAAUACGAAGCUGUUGAUGACCAGCUGGAAUUAUCAUCAGUAAAGCCUGAUAAUCCCGACAAUACUGAGUUUAAAUUGAAAGAGCAACAGGCUGCUUCCUCUGCAUUUGAUACCCAGAUAUCCAUGAACACUUCCUUUUGUCUUCCUGUGUCCAGCAAAGUUCAGUGUCUAGUGUACGCUAAAAGAUUACUCGCCUUCAUUCCCUCACUCAAUAUUGACGAAUCCAUAGCAGUUCAAAUAGUUCGUAUCCUAAUCAUAAACGAGUGCACAAUGGCUGAACUUUUAGCGGUAACAAAAACAACCUUAUCCAAUUUACGUCGUACUCUGAAAAGCCUGGUUACAAUUGGCGCAUUGAAAGCUGUAAAACGGUCUAUGGACUCUACUUUUGUUCUUUACUAUAGCAUAGUAACUGAUGCAGAUAGAAUAGAAACCUUGAAAGUUAAAUCAACCAAAACCCUCCCAGUAAUGCAAGCAUUACCAACCGUCCAGACGCAGAGACAAAAUCGUCGAGCCUUUGUCCUUGAUUAUCUGGAAAAAUAUCGUGUAAUCGCUUCUGAAUAUUCAUUGCGUCAGUUGAUUUGGGACCAUGAACGGUCAAUUGGUUUGAAAAUUCGUAUGGAUCGUAAAUCGUUGCGCAGAAUUUUAGAGGAAUUAAUCCAAGCCAAACUAGCUACGAUUAUCAGGACAAAAUCGCUUAAGGGAGAUGUCACUUUUAUUUGUCAGCCCGAUAUCAAGGAAGAUGAUCCAUUGAUACUUACAGCCAUUAAAAACAUGGAUCUUGCAGCUAUCCGUAAUUUACCUUUACACGAUGAGAAAAGCACAACUGUUGUAUUCAGUGCUGAUCAAGUUUCAAGGAUUGAAGGUAUUAAUCCUUUAUCGUCUGAGGCUAUGACUAUUGUACUGCAUAAGAUGCCGUUGUUGCCGAAAAUGCGUCGACGAUCACUCGUUCAUGAAUAUUUAUUUCAUGUGAUAUACGGCUUGUCUGAUACACCGUGUCCCAUAAAACCUCAGACUAAAAGUGAACCCCCAGUCUUCUGUGAUGAUGAUACGUGGCGCAGAUAUGUGGCUCCUUUAGAGCACUUAAGAGAUAUGAAAAAUGGUUGGUUUCUGAUUGGUGAAGUUUUACGCGGUAUUCCUUUUGGCUUAUAUUUAAGACUUACAAUCACGACAUCAUUACCACGUAUACUAUGUCGGUGGCUUAAACUUGACAAUUUGUUAUCUGAUCUAACCAAAGAAGAAGUUGAACACUUAGAUUCUGAAUUGACACGUUUUUACAAUGCCAACAUGAUAAAUCAAAAAGAUGUUCCAGUUAGAGAUCUGUUACGAUAUCCUUUACGAUAUGUUGAAUUACCAGGCGGAUCAAGAGGUCUACUUAAUGACUGGUUGUUAUCUGCUAAAAAAUUGAGAACAGUGUCUGCAAUGAUUGAAGAUUUGUCAGGUGUCACUGGCUUAGUUUCUAUGCAACAGAGAAAUGUUUCUCAGGCGAAAACAAGUAUGCUUGGUUUUCUUCAUCGUCGAGCGAGUCUACUGGAUACUCGUACUGCUGUUCCAGCCUAUCAAAUUUUGACCAAUCUGGAACAUACAGAAGUGAUACAGUUUGAUUUUCAAACUGCUGUUGAUGUUGCCAGCUAUUGGUUAACUUGUGAAACUAUUGCACGCAAUACUCCCCUCGGUCACAAUUCUUGCAAGGACAAGAUAAGCUCAGAAUUUCUACCCCCACUAAUACCAAGAGUCUCUGCUGAACCUGUGGAUGAUGGUGCUUUAAUUGUCUUGAACUGGCCAGAAGAAAUUUUGUCAAAGUUUAAAAAUGUUUUAUCUGAUGGUACUGAAUUAUAUCCUUGUGGUGCCUGUGGAUACCACCCAAUUGAUUGUACUUAUAAUGCUAGAAACUGGGGUGCAACACGUAAUGUAAAAUCUAAGCGUAAAGGGGAUGCAGACCGCCUUUUAUAUCUUUUGGAAGAAUUUACUGGUCUGGAUGAUGCUUGUGGUUUUACUACUCCAAGUGAUGAACCUUUCUGGCCUUGGUUUCCUAGCUUGUUCUCCGAUCUUCAUGUUCCUGCAGUAUUAAAACCUGUGGAUACGCCACAUGUAGUCAGAAGACGAUCAUGUGCUCGUCGUUCCCUAAGAAAUAAUCGUCCAUACCCUGAUGGGAACGGUUUUAAUAAAAGGAAUGAAACGCGAGAAGUCAAUCCAGUGUCACCCAAUACUGCUGAGAGACCAGAAGCUCGUGAUACUGAUAGUAUCUUAAAAGACAUACGACGACAAAAUUUACUAGAUGCUUCAGUAAAUCAUAGAAAUGUCAACCAACACCUAUCAAAGGACCUAUCAUCAUCUGAAAAUAAAGAGAAUGUUAUCAACAGUUUGUCUUCACACGUGUUAUCCAGUUUCACUCCAAGUCAAACAGUUGUUGUUCGUCGAAUACGCGGAAUCUUAAAACAGCAUGGAAGAAAGCAAGGCUAUGCUCAGUCAGGUCCAUAUGAUUUAUAUCUUCGUGCACCUCGUUGUUCCUGGUCUAAAUUGGAAGACCGUUUGCUGAUUACUUGUAGAAUCGCCUCUGUGCUGAUAGCUGGUGAAACGCGUAGAGAAUAUAUUACUGCACCGUAUACAUUUGUUCGAGAUGUACUACACCGUUAUAUUCCUCAGUUGCACUAUUUGAAAACUCCUGUGGCUUGUGCGAGACGACUUAAGGCACUUUUGCUAAGUAAAGGACCUGAGUGGGUUUCUGGAAAGUUACUUUUCUCUCGUGUUUCUAGUCGUCCUGAUUGGCAGUUAAAGUAUAAUUAUGGACGAGAUAAGUGGCGUAUUAUGUGUAAGGAUGAAACAGAGCAGGCUAGAUUAAUCUUCUUGGAGUUAGUUCACAGUAUUGUGAACACAUUCAUGCCUCAAGUUUUGAUGAGACUUAAUAGUCUUACGACGGGAAAGCGUGGGAACCAUGUAGCAAAAAAAUCUGAAAAACCGUUCAAUCAAGGAUCAGACAAACCUUUAUCGAUUGGAUCUAGUCGGGCGGAAAUGGAGUCUACUUAUGAUCUAAUACCCUUGUAUGAUCCUUCUGAUCAAAAUGGACUACCAGAAGUCGGAAAUGAUCGUCUUAUGAUUGUACUGUACACAAUGUAUAACUUCAUUUUGGCAGCGUUUCGUUUCUCCUCUGACCAAACGGAAUCAUCGGCAUUCAAUGAAUCUUUGUUUCUUUGGGUUAUUAAACACUAUCCAAAAGCACAAGUUAACCAUGCUAUCGCAUUACUCAUGAAGAAUCAUAUAAUCAAACGACCUAAAUCGUAUGAGAAGAAGUCCGAUCCUGGUUUUCGUAGCGUGAAUUCCGUGCGUAUUGCGUUAAGUCACAGGUUUUCUCGCUGGACCCAUGGAGAAUUUACUACACAAACUAAGUAUAUUCAUGAGGCCUAUUCAAUUUGGUUAAGUGGUAUAAAACACCUGAGUUUAUAUCGGAACGAUGACGUCAAUAUGAUUGAUAAGGCUUCAGCAACAGUAUCUUUUCAAUCAACUAGACAAGAAGUAGAGGUGGUGGAAACCGAUCAACUAUCAACGAGGUUAAUACACAGACAUUUAUUCGGCGACGUAUCGACUGGUGGUUGUGUAGCAUUUUUCUUGGAAUUAUUAUUAUUCUAUCCAUUUGUCAAUGUUCAAGUAUCAAUCAGAGUGGAAGAUAUAAUCUUAGUUGGAAGUAAUCAAACAUGUCCUGAUGAUCCGGUUGAUCUACUGUCGUUGCAAACAAUUAAACAAAAUUCUGCUAUGCGACUGAAACCGACCGAAUUACGCAAAGAUUUACUAUACCGUAUGGGUGUAUCUAAUGAUGUACUGAAUGAUCCAUUGUUUGUUGGUGACUACAACUUUAUGCGACAUUCACGUUGGUUCGAUCAUCAUUUAUCAUUUACUGGUGGUUAUAUCCAAGCUGUUUUGACAGACAGUAACAUUGAUGGUAGCUUAGAUACAAGUUGGAGUUUACUCAAGUUUUCUGAGGCAAAUGCAAACUCAUUAAAGCCAUUGGUUCAAUCGGCUAGUAAUUCAAUAGUUUUCCAAAUACCUGAUUCUGGAAGAAACUGUGUCAAUACCAGUGUUGUUCAGAAUAAAAUGGGAUUAGAUGUGGAUUUGGAUAUGAGUACGGAAGAAAGUUUAUCUUCACGUCUUGAAGAUUAUAUUCAAACAGGUCGGUUCAGUGGUCGUUCUAUUUCAGAAAUUAAGGAAAAUAUCGGCGAUCGAAAAGGUGUUUUAGAUGCACUGCAGCAUUUGUUGGAUACCCAUGUGGUAUUCAAUAUUGGCAGUAAUUCUUCUCGGUUCGUUCAUCAGAAACACAUACGUUUGUGGCUAGUUCACUUAAAACCAAAUAUAAAUUUUCAUUCAAAUGUUAAACAGAAUUUGACUGAAGUGGUAAAACUUGAUGAUCCUGAAUCUACUCUUCAACCGAAAAGGGCUAAGUUAGAUCAAGCAUUAACAGAAACAGUUGACAAUCAAACUGACCCAAACUCAUCGAGUGUAGAUAAUUUACCUUCAGAGUUAUUCGCUCAACAACACCAAACUUUAUUUGGUCAACAGGCUAUUCGUCAGCUACUAUGCUUUUUGCGAGAUAUAGGAGCAAUUCGUAUGGUCCGUGUGGUGGCCAGUUCGCAAGCAUGUCUGUUUUCUGACCCAGUUACUUAUUCUGUUUCAGACGAUAUUCUCUUAGCAUCACCUGAAGAGUUAACACUAAUCCCUGAACCAAAUUAUGUGACACUAAUUGGUACAUUUACGGAUCUUUAUAUUCAACAGAACAGCAGCAUAAAUGUCAACGAUAGUGGCAGCAAAAGUAUUCAAUGA